AUGGGUAUUCCUAAGUUUUUUCGGUAUAUUUCAGAAAGAUGGCCGAAUAUCUCUAAAUUGAUUGAUGGAACUCAGAUUCCUGAGUUUGAUAACUUAUACCUUGAUAUGAAUUCUAUUCUUCAUAUAUGUACCCAUGGUAGUCAUGAAGAUGAUUUGAAGAAGAGACUAUCCGAGGAGGAAGUGUUUGUGAAUAUAUUCAAGUAUAUUGAUCACUUGUUUCAUACGAUUAGACCUAAGCAAACGUUUUACAUGGCAAUUGAUGGUGUUGCGCCAAGAGCCAAAAUGAAUCAGCAAAGAAGUCGUAGGUUCAGGACAGCUAUGGAUAGUGAAAAGGCGCUUGAAAAGGCUAUUGCGAAUGGUGAACAAAUUCCUACUGGCGAGCCCUUUGAUUCUAAUGCGAUUACGCCUGGUACUGAAUUUAUGGAGAAGUUGACAAAGAACAUGAAGUAUUUUAUCCACCAAAAGAUCUCAACGGAUUCUGCGUGGCAAAAUAUCAAUGUGAUCUUCUCUGGUCAAGAGGUUCCUGGUGAAGGUGAGCAUAAGAUUAUGGAAUAUAUUAGACAGCUUAGGUCUGGAGCGGACUAUAACCCUAACACGAGACAUUGUAUCUAUGGUUUAGACGCUGAUUUGAUUAUUUUGGGCCUUUCCACCCAUGAUCCGCAUUUUGCAUUAUUGAGGGAAGAGGUUACUUUCGGCAGAAACCAAAAGACAAAGCCGUUAGAGCAUCAAAACUUCUUCUUACUACAUCUUUCUAUAUUAAGGGAGUACCUGGAAUUGGAAUUCAGAGAAGGUAUGGAUGAUAUGCCUUUUGAGUUUGACUUUGAGAGGCUAUUAGAUGACUUUAUCCUCGUCAUGUAUGUUAUAGGUAAUGAUUUCUUGCCUAAUCUUCCUGAUUUACAUUUAAACAAGGGUGCUUUACCUGUCUUGCUACAAACGUUUAAGGAAGCUCUAAAACAUAUGGACGGUAACAUUAAUAACAAUGGUACCAUAAAUAUAGAGCGAUUCAAAAUUUGGUUAGAGUAUCUAUCACGUUUUGAGUUGGCUAAUUUUGAAAAAGCUGACAUUGAUGUUGAGUGGUUCAAUACACAAUUAGGACAGAUCUCGUUGGAAGCUGAAAGGAAAAGACGCAAUGCAGGGAAAAAGCUGCUUUUGCGCGACCAGCGUAAAAUAGUUAAAAUACUGAAGCCAUGGUUAUUAGAGCUGACGAGUAAAAAACUUCCAGAAGAUGUUACUGAUGAACAAAUCACUAUGGACCCACCACUAGAUCACGACCUAGCUGUAGAGAAUCUGGACUUCCUCAAAGAGCUUGCUUUUGAACUAGGUUUGGUUGUUGUACAUUCUAAUUCUAAGGAUUCUUAUACCUUCAAGUUGGACUUGGACUCAUUUAAUCCUAGUGAGAGCGAUGAAGAACGCUCAAAUCGUCGGAAUGAGUUGCGGCGUUCUGUAAAGAAUUUUGAGCAAGCAGUUAUUGUUAACGAUAAGAAAGAAUUGGAAGAGGUCCAUGAGGUUUAUAAUGAAAGGUUUACGAAUUGGAAGAACAAUUAUUAUGAAGAAAAAGUGGGGUUUUCAAUCAAUGAUGAAGAGAAGCUCACAGAAAUGACUGAAAACUAUGUUGAGGGUCUUCAGUGGGUGUUAUAUUACUACUACAAAGGAUGCCCAUCGUGGUCGUGGUACUACCGUUAUCAUUAUUCCCCACGUAUUUCGGACAUUGUUAAGGGUUUGAAUGUUAAAAUUGCUUUCGACAAAAGUAGUCCUUUUACACCAUUUCAGCAAUUGAUGUCUGUGUUGCCAGAAAGAUCCAAGAAUUUGAUUCCGCCAGUAUUGAGACCCUUGAUGUAUAAUGAAAAGUCUCCAAUAUUAGACUUUUAUCCAACCGAGUUAGAGAUAGAUAAGAACGGGAAAACAGCUGAUUGGGAGGCUGUUGUAAAAAUUUCAUUUGUUGAUGAAAAGCGAUUGGUAGAGGCGAUGGCUCCAUAUAUGGAUAAGUUAACCGCAGAGGAAAAAGCAAGGAAUUCUUUUGGCUGUGAUUUACGGUUCGUCUUCAACCCGCAAGUUGACAAUCUCUAUAAGACUCCAUUGAAGGGUCUUUUCACUGACAUUGCUCAUAAUCAUUGUGUUGAAUAUCCUUUUAAACCUACAAGCUUGCCUCAUGACGAAUUGAUCUACGGUUUGGCAGAUGGCGCUAAACUAGGAGUACAGGCCCUGGCAGGUUUUCCAACAUUGAGGACGCUUAACUUUGUGAAUAGACUCGAAUAUAACGAGUGUACUAUUUUUCAACAACCUUCUAGGCAACAAUCAAUGAUGCUUUAUAUUGAAGAUCCUUAUAAGGUUGGUAAUAUAACAGUACCGGAGAUUGCUAAAAGACAUAUGAAUGGCAUCGUCUAUACUGAUUGGCCAUAUUUACGUGAAUCAAAAAUGGUUUCCAUUAACGAUGGUAUUAAUAUAUACGAGGCUUAUAAUUCACCUACAGAUAAAACGCAAAACUUUAUCAAGAGGGCUGUUACUCAAAAUGAUAAGAACGAGUUCAAUACUAUGAGAUCAUCACUAAAACACCAAUAUUCCAAGAAGAUGGCUAUAGCUUUGGAUGAUAUAGUUGCCGUUGUUGGAGUUCUUCGUGUUAAUGGUCUUGUAAGACAAAAUGAUGGAUCUUACUCUAAAACUUUUAAUGACAAAGUGGAACUUUAUCCCUUACAGUUAGUUGUACCAGACGUGGAGAACAAAGAUGAAAGGUAUGUGGAAACGCCACCACUUCCAAUUAAUGAAGAAUUUCCGGUUGGUUCAGGUGUUAUAUUCCUCGGCGAUUACGCAUAUGGUGGAGAAGCAGUCGUAGAUGGGCAUUCUAGCUCCACAACUUUGAAAUUGACUAUUAAUAAACGUAGUACCAAGCAUGAGCCAAUAAUUGGUAAAGCAAGAGCGAACGCAGAUAAGGAAGCAGUGCGUUACCUACCUUCCUAUGUUGUAGCAAAAAAAUUGAACAUUCCUCCGUUAUUCUUGUCUAGAAUUACCUCGAGAUUUAUGAUUAAUACUGAUAAACGCCCAGUUAACGUUGGUUUAAUGAUUAAAUUCCAAGCGCGUAAUGAAAAGGUCUUAGGGUUUAGUAAAAAAAGUGAUUCUGGCUGGUUAUAUUCUAACCUAGCUAUGGACUUAUUGCAGCAAUACAAAAACAUGUUUCCGGAGUUCUUCCGUGCCCUUAAGGAUACUAUGGACUUCAAUAUGCCUCAUGUCACUGACCUUUUACCAAAAAAAUCACCUGAAGAAGCUCAAGCCCUUAUUGACGCUGUGGCGAGAUUCAUCAAUGAUGUCAGAGAGCCUUUUGUUACUGUAUCCUUGGAAAGUGAUUCAUUGACAAAACUCUCUAUGAAACUGGUCGAAGAAGAAAUCAUCAAAUAUGAACAAUUGCAAGACAAACCAGAGCAGAAGAAGCUGACUGCGGUUCCUCGUAGCGCUGUCUUGGACCCUAGAAAAUCAUUUGCAAUGCUGCGCAGUCAAAGAUUUGACCUGGGAGACCGCGUGAUGUAUGUCCACGACUCUGGUGAAGUUCCGUUAUUUGCCAAGGGUACCAUCGUAGGGUAUACUACUAUUGUGAACCGUUUGUCUUUACAGGUUCUAUUUGAUAAGGAAUUGGUUGUUGGAACUACGUUUUCUGGAAGAUUAUCUACGAAGCGUGGUCUCAGUUUGGAUUCUUCUCUUCUGCUGAAUAUCUCUAACAGACAGUUUAUUUAUCAUUCGAGGGCGUCCAAGAAGGUCGAUCAGGAGUCAAAGAAGAAGAAGAACACUAACGUUAAUCCAGCUGUUACACAUGAACAGCGGAAGAAGAAAAUUGAUGAAAUCAAAAAACAACAGGCCCAUGAACUUUUGAAUAUGAUAAAGAACACGGAUGCAGAAAAGGAUACACCAGAGGCAACUAGUUCCCUCUCUUCAGCUGGAGGUGCAACAUCUCAGAAUAGAAACCCAGCUACUGUUACUCAAACGCCAUUGAAUACUGUUGGUAGAAAUAAUGCUUCUAGCAUAUACAAUGCAGUUGUUGGUCGACUCACUGAUAUUCCAUCUGUACCUCAGCAGCAACCUGUGGGAUUUGUAGGUCACCCAGGCUAUGGAAACGGUUUCCCACCACACUUUAUGAUGCCAAUGUCAGCAUCUGGUAUAAUGCAUCCAUCACAUAAUCAGAUGCUAAAUUUCGCGCCUCAUUCUAACUCUAGAAAUAUACAAACUGCUUCUUCAGCUCCUCUACCAGGUGAAGUCUCGACUGAUUAUAAUUCUAAUAAUGAAAUGAAACAGCAGGCCACUAACGAAUUGAAAAACUUCAUGAAACCGGGUGUGCAGAACGGUGAAAACAACAAAAAGUGGAACCCUAAACGAGGUGGAAGAGGUGGAAGAGGUGGAAGAGGCGGUAGAGAAGGAAGAGAAGGAAGAGGAGGAAGAGGUGGAAGAGGAGGAAGAGGUGGAAAAGGAGAAAGAGAUGAAAGAGCUUAA
Molecule: messenger RNA, 4473 nt
Organism: Eremothecium sinecaudum
Lineage: Eukaryota; Fungi; Ascomycota; Saccharomycetes; Saccharomycetales; Saccharomycetaceae
Gene: XRN1
Product: chromatin-binding exonuclease XRN1
Exons: 1
Coding region: 1-4473 (1490 amino acids)
Biological process (GO): nuclear-transcribed mRNA catabolic process; rRNA catabolic process
Cellular component (GO): nucleus
Molecular function (GO): 5'-3' RNA exonuclease activity; RNA binding
Source: RefSeq, a predicted model, not a curated record